Strongylus vulgaris is the source of this 237-nucleotide messenger RNA. The record is from the annotation of a GenBank genome assembly. NCBI's taxonomy places the organism in Eukaryota, Metazoa, Nematoda, Chromadorea, Rhabditida, Strongylidae.
AUGUCUGCGAUAUUCUGCUUCCUAAUUCGAGAAAAAGAAUUCAUUGAUGCUGGACGUAGCAUUCUUAGAGAGUACGCUGAUAUAAGAAUGUGCGAAGGCAAGAAUGAGUUCAAAAGCAUAGGUGCAAUGGAGCGGGGAUUGCAUCUGCGUGCCAAAGAUUUGGAGCGUUACCGAUUUACGGUCGUCACUCGCGAACCAGUCGACCGCUUCUUGUCUGGAUUCAUUGAUAGAUGCAUU